Kwoniella mangroviensis CBS 8507 is the source of this 4845-nucleotide messenger RNA. RefSeq lists its product as uncharacterized. Gene Ontology annotation, cellular component: plasma membrane. Gene Ontology annotation, biological process: protein autophosphorylation; phosphorelay signal transduction system. NCBI's taxonomy places the organism in Eukaryota, Fungi, Basidiomycota, Tremellomycetes, Tremellales, Cryptococcaceae. The transcript is spliced from 9 exons. Gene Ontology annotation, molecular function: phosphorelay sensor kinase activity; histidine phosphotransfer kinase activity. The record is from RefSeq and is a predicted model, not a curated record. Bases 1 to 4845 code for a protein of 1614 amino acids.
AUGGGACAUGAGACAGAGACCAACGCAAAACCUCAACCUUCGCAACGUCUCCCUUCUUCAUCUGCCGCCUUCCUACAUCACCUCCAUACCAAUCCUGCCUCUCAUCAUAUAAGCCUCUCCGCCAGUCACAACGGUGCUGGAACCAGCUCGUCUCCACGAUCGAUAUCAGUACCUUUAGAACCCACUGUCUCUGAUCCCAAUAAACCUAUCAGUCCUCCUUAUCGAUCUCCCACAAAAGCGACUACCUUCCCCUUGUCUCCUGCUCCUCAGUCGACCGCUGGCCCCUCCACGUUCAGCGGGCUGAGCCGGAACCCAUCCGCGAAACGAGCGAGACCGAAAACUGCUCCAGGAAGGAAAGAAGGGUACGCUUCGUCACCUCCCAUUCCCAUAGAUCCAUCGCCGGUUUCAUCAACAGAUCAAAGUACAGUUGGUAACGAACAACUGGCGGAGAUUGCCAGCUCUGGAGAUUCCUGUCUUGCUACGUUUGCCCAGGAGGAAGCGGGGUUGACAGAAGCUGUAGACAUGCUUUCGGUAUCGGGAGGGGAGAAGGAAGGGAAGACAUUCUUAUUGGGAAAAGCCGGUUCAUUGGCUUCUGGUUCAUCCGACUCAGCCAAACAACAAGCCAGAGCCCCAUCGAUACCUUCCAUGGACUGGACCACAUUCUCACACGCCUACGCCCAUGGUCUGUUUGACCCUAACAAGAUUCCCAACCCUCCUCAUUCGGGUGAUUCACCCACAGACGUCCAUUCAGCCCACUCCUCUCCAGGAAAACGAUACUCUUCGACCUUACCUUCACACUUAGGCGACAACACGAGCAGCUCGGAAGGAUACAGCUCCAAGAGUUCUGGUGGAUCGACGAUGACUUCCGUCAGCUCAGCGCCUUCCACAUCUGCAGGAUCGGUCAGACCUGGGUCAAUGGCAGCUGCGAUGGCAGCGAGGAAAAGAGCAUUCGAAUUGGAACAUUUACCAGAUCGAGUGCAUGAUCAAGUUUUACGUCCAGAUAAAUUGGCAUUACCUUCCUACUCCCUCGCAGCAGCUACGGUACGAAUGGCGGCUUCAGGAUUGAGGGAAUCAGAUUUCGCUCCACUAGCCAUGCCUAGUCCCGAAAGGGAAUUGCUAGAUCCGAUGGCUUCUGUCUGUUCAACCGAUUCCAACGGUACGACGAGAGAUAGUGCAAGCUCGGAUCCCGGUUCAUCAAGAUUCCCUUUACAUCGAAGUAUGUCUAGUGCAGUGGGGACCAACAUAUUUGGUAACUUGCGAUUACCAACUAUCCAAGCUAGUCCUGUCAGUACACCAAACGAACCUCAUGGAAAAGGAAUACUCAAAAUUUCUGAACCUGAAAUAUCACCUCAUAAAGUACGUCUAGGCGUGGUGAACAGUCGCAUCCCGCCUGCCUCGGCUCCAUUGGAAAUAAGAGGCGGUGAUCCAGAAACACCUACGGAUUACUUCGGUACAGCUUCGCCCCUCGCUGCGGCAAAUUCAUCCUCCUCCUCCACUGCCGAUGAACCCACGCCGAAGAUCACUACUGGUUCUAGAACUCCUGAUCCACCUGCCCGUCCCACACCACUCAGACCAAGUGUUGAGCAAAUACCCAACAUCGCUCACCCUCAGGAUAUCGGACCGUUAUACGAUAAAUUGGGAUGGUUGCCGGCUCCACUUCCCCCGGAUGAGACUGCUCGUCGCAGAGCUCUAUACCGAUUCAACAUCCUUCAUACCGCCGCAGACCUAAAUUUCGACCGUAUAGCACACAUGGCCAAACUCGUUUUCAACCCCAAGAUUGUUCUUAUAGCAUUGAUAGAUAGUGAGACACAGUGGCACAAAACUCAAAGUGGAUUAGGGGCGGAGGAAGCAGCUAGGAUAUCGAGUUUCUGUAGUCAUUCGGUUCUUGCUAGUCUCUGUAUUAUCGAUGAUAAACCUCGAGCAGAAUUCCCACCGAGAUCUAGAUUGAUACUGAAAGAAUUCGCCGCUGUCACUAUGCGAGAGAUGGAGCUUUGGCGAGAUAAGUUGCAAUUGCGGGUCCGUGAUAAAAUCCAAACUUCCAUGGAGAAAUUCACUCGAGAAUGCUUGGAGAUGGAUGCCAAUUCUUCAGCUUCAAACGCUGAAGCAGCAGCCAAGAUGGAUCAGGUCUAUUCUCGAGCAGCCCAGCUCGUCUGUUCGACACUGGAUCUAGAUGGAUCGUUCAUCCUGGAUAUCAGCCAGAUCGAGAUGGUUCAUGUUGAUACCCCAACAGGAAAGAAGACGGUCUAUCGAGCCGAUCCAUACAGUACAGCCGAACAGCAAUCACCCGUGCUAGAACAAAGUGAAACGUUUGGUCCCGUCAAUGCUUUCCCCGUGCUAGCGACGAUCCCAAGCUCGAUGCCCAGUCGAUCACUGAGCUCUCACGAACAUGAAAAAUUCUCAGAGUUUUUACGAGAUCAUAGGGAUGGCAAAAUAUUUGAAGGUAUCGCUCCUAUAUGGAUUAGAUACAUGUUUCCUCAGAAAUUCAGGUAUGGUAUGGUGGUACCCAUCUAUGGUGUAGAUCAACAGCCUUUCGCCCUGAUUUGUGCGUACACCACCAAUAAAGCCAAACAAUUCUUAGAAGGGUACGAACUUCAAUUCCUUAGAGCCAUUGGAGUCAUUAUCUUGACUGCUGUAUUGAGGAGAAGGAUGGUCUUAGCCGAUAAGACUAAGAGUAUAUUGAUCUCUUCGGUCAGUCACGAACUCCGAACACCUCUGCAUGGUAUCCUGGCAGCAGCAGAAUUACUCAGCGAUACAUCCCUCGAUUCCAACCAACUUGCUUUCCUCAAGACUGUCCAGACGUGUGGAAACUCCUUGAUCGAAACUGUAAAUCACGUUUUGGAUUUUACGAAGUUAUCCGGGUCUGGAAGUGGAAAGACUACAAGUGGGAAAUUGGGCAAAGUCAAUUUGGCCGCGCUGGUUGAACAGACCGUGGAAGGGUGUUGGAUCGGUCAGAGAGCGAGGUUUUUCAUGGGUGAUGCGGAUAUUGGAAGUUUCUAUGCGCCACCUACAACAAGUGGGCUGCUCCCGAAAUCGCAAAGAGCGCAGGUCGGGGAAAAAUUGUCUCAUGUAGAGACUGUCAUUGAUAUAGAUCAGAGGGAGAAGGGCUGGAUGGUAAGGUGUGAGAAAGGUGGUUUGAGAAGAGUCCUCAUGAACUUGGUUGGAAAUUCGUUCAAAUUCACGAAGGAUGGAUAUGUCCAAAUCACCUUGCGAGAGAUGCCUCACCCACCUGGAUCACGUACGAUACCCGUUGAGAUGGCGGUGGUAGAUACUGGUAAAGGAAUAGGAAAGGAUUUCCUGAAAGAUCAAUUGUUCCACCCCUUCUCACAGGAAAACCCUCUACAAACUGGUACCGGUCUUGGUUUGGCCAUUGUAAAUUCCAUCGUUCGAUCCGAGAAUGUCAAUGGGAAAGUCGACGUAUGGUCAGUCGAAGGGAUGGGUACAGAGAUCAAAGUGUCCUUCGAAGUGGAAGUGGACGAUGAUGAUGACGAUACCUCUUCCAAUUCUUCACACAUCUCUUCAAGUACGACGAUGACUUUGGGUCAAGGUCUCAACGUCUCCUUCUUAUCGUUCCACCCUGAACACCGUGGACACCGAUUAUCUCUUGAGGUACUUUCGAUGUACGCCAACGCAUGGCAAUUCGGUAUAGUCGAAGAUCCCUUUAUCAGCGAUAUCAUAGUGAUCAACGAGGAUGAAGCCCUUUUUGAAGAAUAUCGUAACAAAGGCAAACCUGUCUUAUAUGCUAUUGCAGUAAGGGGGAUGGAGGUCAAUCAAUGCUGUGAAGCUAUCAAGAAGAAUGGAGGGUUCUGUCACCUACUGUACAAACCUAUUGGACCAACGGCGUUCUAUAAUGGAUUGGCAAAAGCUAUCGAUUGGUUGAACCAUGCUUCGCCGGGCCAAUAUGAUCACAAUGUCGAUAUUGAUGUUGACGACACUCAGUCGAACCAUAGUCAAGAUAACCAUUCAAGACCUAGUAUAUCAAGAGGAUCUUCAGGUGCUUCAGCGGAAUCCAAUUCGACAAUCAGUGAAUUAUCCAGUGUACGAUUUGCUCAACCGUUAAAAGAUCAUAGAUUACCUUUACAGAGAAGACGAUCAGAAGAGAAUGAACAGGUCCAACAAGUCAUUAGACCAUCCCUUGGACCAAGAGGGAUGACGUAUCAUGCUCCAAGACGAGUCACCUCUGCUUCUGUCGCAAGUGAUGAUACGGCUCAAUCUUCACCUCAACAGGGAUCUGCCUCGCCCACAUCUACCAUAUCGACUAUUUCCCUAGCGGAUGGCGGUGUCAUGUUGAAAGCUGCUACGGUACCUACCGAGACGCCAAGAAAGGGAAGAUCAGCGAGGGUCAUGGUGGUGGAGGAUAAUGUUAUAAAUAGGAGAGUAUUGGGAGCGUUCCUGAAGAAGAGGGGAUUCGAAUAUGCCGAAGCUGUUGAUGGAAGAGCUGGUGUUGAGCUGUUUGAGAGUACGCCGCAGAAUUACUGGGACGUAAUCUUGAUGGACAUUUCCAUGCCAGUCAUGAACGGACACGAUGCGACCCGGGCAAUACGUAAGAUCGAAGCUACCCGUCGAGAUGCUCCACAGGAUAUCCCAUUCGUGCCACCACCAGGAAGACCAGUCUCCAUACCGCCCGUCAAAGUGGUACAGGCCCGAGCGAAAAUAUUCGCUCUGACUGGAUUGGCAACACAGGAUGACAAGCGGGAAGCAUUUGGAAGUGGGGUAGAUGGAUAUCUCGUCAAGCCUGUUUCGCUAGCGAGUCUAGAUACGAUAUUUAAAACUGAACAUCGUCCAUUCAAUUGGCUACCGUUACCAGUCUAUGAGGAUGGGGACCUGUUCAAGAUCAAAUUACAAUAA